CGCCAUUUUACACGGUGACUUUUCAUAAUGUAGCCUAGGUGCCAGUUCCACAUGUCAACACGCAGCUGUGAUUAGUGUGAAGUAGUGUGACGUGGAUGGGUUUUCCUAAUUUUUGGUCAGAGACGGCAGAUACCUUCUCCACCAAAUUGUUAGGUAAACAGUUAUUAUCAAGGAAUGAACUAGCUAAGAGAUCGGCAAUCUGCACUUUGUCCUCUUGGCAGCUAGAAUCAGGCCGAGACACCCACCUGAAUGGCACAGGCCACCGUCUCUCCACGAGGUGUGAUUGUCCUGUUGCUGAUUGUCCUAGUGCUAGUCAUCUUGUACAGGCUGUAUUCAGUGCCGGGCGACUCUACCGAGGACAUCUUGCAGAAGGAGAAAUUCAUCCAUAAGCUUCAGAAAGGUUUGAUUGUAGAGUCGUUGGGUCUUCUCGGCAUGUCUGACUGGGAGGAGAUCAAGAAAGAAGCCAAGGCCAGCAAGGUGUUAAAGGUCACUGACGGCAAGAUCGAUGUCGGGGGAAAGGGCGCAGUCUUCAGACGAGAGGUUGUCGACACGACGCUGGACAUGCCCAAGGGUGUGUUCCUCCUGCUGCAUGGCAUGAGAUUCAAGUCAGAAACCUGGCUGGAUCUUGGAACUCUACACGUCAUGGCUACUUACGGAUAUAGGAUGGUGGCUGUGGAUCUGCCAGGGUAUGGAAACACAGAAAAAAUUGAAGGCCUGGACCACAUUGCCCUCAUGAUGGAGGUUUUGAAGGGCAUCAACAUCAAAGAGCCCGCAGGGGUCAUUAUCGUCAGCCCCUCCAUGAGUGGCUCCUACGCUCUACCAUUGCUGAUGGCACACCCCGAGAAGUUUUCCGGCUACGUGCCAGUGGCCCCCGUGGACACCGAAAAGUACAAGAAGGAGCAAUAUGAGAAAGUGCAGGUGCCAACGUCCAUCAUCUAUGGCUCCAAGGAUACUAUGCUUGGAGAUGUAUCCCUUAAGAAUCUCCGCAACCUGCCGAGGUCUGAAGUCCACGAAAUCAAGGAGGCUGGUCACCCUUGCUACUUGGACCAACCGCUAGAGUUUCACAAGUACCUGCAUGAAUUUGCCAAGAAGGUCUUUGGCAAGUAAUAAAAAGGAAAGUUUUUAUCUUUCAAGGGGAAAGAGAUGCCAUUGAUUUUAAAGGAGAAAUAUAGAGGUCUGGAGAAAUUGUCGGAGGCGGUAACAUCAGAAGAUUCGCCUUCUUGCUGUAUUGUGUUCUCAAUCAAAAGGAAAGCACCUUUGGAAUCAUUAUUAUUUACAAUGCAUAUGUCAUUCUUACCAGUGGCAGAAUUUUCCAAUAAAUUCUACUCACCCCAAAAGAGACUUAAAUUGAGACAAUUUAUAUGUAAUCUCAUUUCAGUUCUUGCUUUUGUAAAGUUUAGGUUUGGCAUUAAUCCAUCUCACUGGCGUUAUUGGAAUGCAGUAGUACCUGGUUUGGAAGUGUGACGUCACUGCAGUUUAAACCACGCCCAGUGCACAUGCACUGCACAUAGACGGGUGAGAUUUGUCAGCUUUUUAGCUGAUUUCAGCUUUUUUUGUUUUGGAUUUUCGCUUUCUUUUCCUCACUGGCGAUGUACAGAAGUAUAGGAGAUUUUCACAGUUCAGCUUCUUUAUGCUUUUUUUCAGCUGUUUUCAGCUAUUUUUAUCAUUGAUCAAUCUCACCCCUGCAUAGAGUGACAUGCAUUGAUCACUGUUUACAUAGAACUAUGGAACCAGACGUUAACGCGCAACUUCAACGAUCAUCCAAUGGGAGCGUGCAAAUCAUGGCACGCCCGCCUUUGUGAUGAAGUCACUUACGAACCGGACAGAGAAUUUGGUCUUUUGUAUAGCAUAUUUACCACUGUUCUUUUUAUUCUGAGGGUCAGCCUUGGAAUUCUGCUAAUCAAAACUGUGAAUGUACAUGUACUUAGGUGUAAAUUUUUCCCACAAGUUUGAUGGCCCUGAAUAUACCAAAGUCUGAAUCUCUAGAAGUUGAAAUUUUGCAAGGUCACCCAAGAAGAGUUUCUCUUGGAUUUGGCAUCGAUUUAUAGCAAAUAUUCACAGGAUUAGAAGAUCUUACUACAAGCUAAUUUGGCAACUAGAAUUGGGAGCCAAAAUGGUGACAGCAUGCUCACAUGCAUGUGGGCACACACGUCUUAACUCUCUUGUUGACCAAAAGGUCUCUGUUCUUCGUGGCUUGCCAAAAUGGCACGUGCUGUACCCUUAAUUGUCCAGUGGUUGGCAGAUAGAGGACUUCUUGAGUUUGAGAACAUGGUCUUUAGUGUGAUGCCACUGCAAUAAUGGCAUCUUCAGCAUUGAGUCUGUCUUGGUAGAAAAGUGAGUUGUCAUGUUGGGAGUUCAUAGUCGCACGAGAGCAGAUCCAGGGGUCAGUUUGGGACAUGUCUCAAAAAAUUGUAAGAAUAAUAAUGAUAAUCAGAGAAAGGUAAGUUUUGUUGGCCUUUUCAUUUCCCUUCAAUAAGUGUUUAAAAACCCAAAGAAUGUAGCCUCAUUCCUCAGAAAGGCCGUAAAAGGUUACACAACAAAUUGUCCAAUUGUUUGAAAAUUUGCUUCUAGAUCUGUCCUUGGUGUUGCACUGUGUGAUAAGUAUCUUUAAAGGAUUUGUUGAGGUUCUGUAAAGAAGCUGAGCCCUGGAUGUGUUGUGCUUUUUCCAAUCCUGAGACAAUGGAUAGAUUGAAAGUCCCGUGGUUGUGUUCCGUAACCGGAACUAGCUAAGCAUGGAGAUACAGGUUGCUGCUCUGAAGUCCAAGUUUAAAUUUGAUCAGGCUGCUCUGUGAUCAUUGAGCUGCGGCUGUGACAUUUCGUUAGCGUCAUUUUGUUUUUCAGACAUGCUGCAUGUGAGAUUAGGUUCUCAAGACAACCACUGCCACGGUUCUUUGUUACAAAUGGACGUAAGCUUUGGUUAAUUAAUUCUUGUCCCUUUUUAAGACAUUCUGAAUACUUGUCCAGUGGUGGAGGAUAACUUGGCUUCGUGUACAUUUGUAUUUUGCGGAUGGCUUGCUGUAAAUAAUUGCUUUGUCUUUCAUAAGGAUGGGAGGAAUUUAAACUAACUGGCUCUCAUCACUUGUCUCCUUUGGCCAGUGUGCUAUUGUGGAAUGGUAGCGUGUAAACAAGCCUAGGGCAAUUUUUAGGCUAUUCUUGCUUGGUAAAAUUCACCCACCUCCACCGUUGAUGGCCGAAGGCAUAGACAAAUUCGUUAGGCUGUAACAUUCAAAGGACCUCAGGCUGUACGUUUCACAAUCCUGAAAAAUCCACUCAAACCCUGUUAGAUUUCAAAGGCUUUUGUCGGCCUGUUCGGGGUAAGUGUGUGUUUCUCCCUGCAUGAAGAGUUGGGCAGUUCAUUGCCAUUUUUGUUGCUAACAAGUUUUAUUUGGCAUUUUUGCUUCAUUUAACAAAACCUUAUCAUGAAGACGUUUAAGAAGAUUCUGUUGAAAUAUGUCUUGCUUUGAUGUAAAGUUUGAAUUUAAAAAUUCCAGAUAAAGGGUGUAAAUUUGGGUCUAUUUUAGAAUAGUGUACACGUCUCCUUAAAGGUGAGAAUAUUUAAUAUUUUGUAUCUGCAUGCAGCUGACGAAAGUGUCAAUAAAAGGUGAAAUUUGUUUUCCAUUUCGAUGAAGCACA
Messenger RNA from Acanthaster planci (crown-of-thorns starfish), 3633 nucleotides. It is a transcript of the gene abhd14a, whose product is annotated as abhydrolase domain containing 14A. The record is from RefSeq and is a predicted model, not a curated record. Gene Ontology annotation, cellular component: cytoplasm. Lineage: Eukaryota; Metazoa; Echinodermata; Asteroidea; Valvatida; Acanthasteridae.